Messenger RNA from Aegilops tauschii subsp. strangulata, 620 nucleotides. RefSeq names its product peroxidase 39-like. The record is from RefSeq and is a predicted model, not a curated record. Gene Ontology annotation, molecular function: peroxidase activity; heme binding. NCBI's taxonomy places the organism in Eukaryota, Viridiplantae, Streptophyta, Magnoliopsida, Poales, Poaceae. Gene Ontology annotation, biological process: response to oxidative stress.
AACCUGCUCCCAACCAUCGUGGUGGAGAUGGACCCCGGCAGCUUCCUGACGUUCGACCUUGGCUACUACCAUACUGUGCUCAAGCACAGGGCCCAGUUCCGGUCCGACGCUGCGCUGGUCACCAAUGCCGUGGCACGGGCCGACAUCGCCGGCGUCAUGUCAAGCCCGUCAGAGGUGUUCUUCGAGGUGUUCUCGCGGUCCAUGGCGAGGCUCGGGGCCGUGCAGGUCAAGACCGGCUCUCAGGGGGAGAUGGAGAUCAGGAAGCACUGCGCCGUCGUCAACAGCUAGAUCGAACAUAGAUGGGCAUCGAGGGGUGACUUUCCCUGGAAACUGUUGGUGGAUGCUGUCAUUUUGCUCUUAUUCUUUGGUCAUCUGUAACCAGUGUUGUUCGGAUCAUAUUUUUGUUAUAGAACAACCGAGUCUUCAGGUUAAUUGUGAACAGAGAAGAUAUGACAUGUGUAUGCACUACUUAAAAGAUUGAAGUUGUAUUCAUAGGUACCAGCAAGCUCCGAAAAAUAUACACGCGACGACGACGAAACAUGACUGCAACUCACAAAAUUCGGAGAAUUACACCUACUACAAGUCUCUAGAAAACUGCCUCAUGAGAAGCUCAGAACAAA